Messenger RNA from Macroventuria anomochaeta, 1558 nucleotides. Its product is annotated as putative hydroxyindole O-methyltransferase. Bases 350 to 1558 code for a protein of 402 amino acids. Lineage: Eukaryota; Fungi; Ascomycota; Dothideomycetes; Pleosporales; Didymellaceae. The record is from RefSeq and is a predicted model, not a curated record. The transcript is spliced from 2 exons. Gene Ontology annotation, molecular function: O-methyltransferase activity.
GCUGGCGCGAAAGAGGUUCUGCGUGAAGCACAUGCAUCCACCAACAUCGCAAUUGUUGUCGUUGUGCAGUCCGCAUCGCAAUCGUCGCUGUGCAGUCCGAUCUUUGGACCUCGAAAUGAAUGACUCGCAAAAACAUCGAAUGCUACCUUAGCAGGGUCAAUACCUACACCAACCUUGGCGCCAUAAUGUAGAUACGUGCGCUGUUAGACCUCCACUCUGGAGAACGCCGUGCGCUAGGGACAGGUAGGUAACGUCCAUAUCAGUCAAAAUGCCAUAACUACAGGCCCAGGUCCGUUGUCUUUGAGAUUUGCGAAUCCUUCUUUCCAAAGUACUUCUACGCAUAUCCAAGAUGGCAGCAACACCAGUAUCAUCAAUUCUAGAACGCAUUGCAGCUGCAGGUAAAUCCUACGAAGGCGAUGAGCGAGGAUCUCGCGAAACACUGAUCGACCUGGGUCGCGACCUCGUUGCCGCACUCGAGAUACCUAGCGAGUUUUUGCAAAGAAGCUUUUGGGCUGAACCAGCACUUUCCGCACACUGCAAACUCGCUGUAAAUGUCAAGCUCUUCCAGCACCUCAGAGAUGCAGGUGAUGCAGGCCUCAGUCUCUCAUCCGUCGCUGACAAGACUGGCGUGGAGACAUCUUUGUUACAGCGCAUCAUGCACCAUCUCAACGCCAUGAAGCUUGUUACUUUCUCCAACGGCAACUUCUACGCUACCACUCUCAGCAACGGACUCGCAGAAGAGCGGUACCAACAGAGCAUCGAUUUCUGUUACGAUGUUGCUAGGCCUUCAUUUAACGGCUUCCCUAAGUUCUUCAAAGAAAACGGAUACAAGACCCCAGCCGACCUGAGAACUGGACCCUUCCAAGCAGCUCACAAGAGCGACCUAGCUUUCUUCGACUGGCUGGUUGCUACGCCGCCACAUCUCGCUGAGUUCGAUGCCUUCAUGUCCGCUUACAGAGCUGGCAAGCCCAACUGGUAUGACCCUGGCUUCUACCCUGUGACUGAACGUCUGGUCGAGGGUUUUGAACCCAACAACAACGAAGUUCUGCUCGUUGAUGUCGGCGGUGGCCGUGGGCACGACAUGUCUAUGUUCGUUGCGCAACACCCUCAACACCCUGGAAAGGUCGUCCUGCAAGAUCGCGAGCCGGUGGUUGCCAGUAUUGCAGACAAGGAAAGGCUGCCUUUCGAAUGCCAGGCUCAUGACUUCUACACACCAGAGCCGAUAAAGGGCGCACGAGCAUACUCUCUUCACUCAAUCCUUCACGACUGGGAUGAUGAACGUGGUGUCAAGAUCCUGGAGAACCUUAAGCCAGCGCUGACGCCGGGGUACUCGCGCGUACUACUCAACGAGAUUGUACUGUCUGAGGAACAUCCUACGAUAGCUGCCACAUCAAUGGACAUGAUGAUGUUGGCUCACAUGUCUGUGCGUGAAAGGACAGAAGCUGACUGGAAAGAGAUCAUCGAGAAAGCAGGCUUGAGCUUUGUAAAGGUGUACACAUACCCUGGUGUAGCUGAAAGCGUGAUCGAAGCUGAGCUUGCUGAGGUAUCUCAGCCGUAA